CAAAUAUAUAAUUAUUCUAUUUUUCAAAUUUUAUGGACGUAAUUGAACUACUUUAAAUUUUAGAGGAUUAUAAUUGAGAGGGUUUCUAUUGUAAGAUGUUAUUUUCCUCUUUUCUUUUCGCUCCCAUGUUCCUGCUCCAAAAACCUAGCCAGCAACACAGCACAUACACAUGCUCGCUCUUUGUCGCUCGUCCUUCCUUUUUAUUCAAAAGCCUGUUUAUUAAGGCUUCCCCCAAAAACGACAUAACAAACAAAUUCUGCUUUUCCAAUUCAUCAAACUUUAACUGAAAAGUAAAUUCUUUUUCUUUUUGUUUCUUUUCCAUUUCUAGUAAUUAUAAGACAACAACAAUAACAAUGUUAGUUUCUUCAUCAUCUCGUUAUAACUUCUCUAACGAACUCAAUGCUGCCGCCGCCGGCGGCGGUCCGAUCAAACAAUAUGUAGUGAGUGUUAAAGUAUCUACUUCGUUGAGAUAUCCUAGUCCUAUAACUAAUAAUCCUCGAUCCAACUCCAUUUCUAGACUCCAAUGCAUUAAUACAGUUCAUGAGAAUGAUCGAGUCUUGGGUAUUAGCGGCGGCGGCGGUAAUGGCGGCAGUGACGGUAGUAGUGGCGGUGAAGGAGGUGACGGCGGUGAUAACGAAGAAGAAGAAGAGAAAGAGUUUGGUCCAAUAAUGAGAUAUGAACAAAUAAUAAAGGAAGCAGAAACGCGUGGAGUUCAACUUCCACAUGAUAUGAUUGAAGCUGCCAAAACUACUGGGAUUCGUCAAUUGUUUGUCCUUCGUUACCUCGAUCUUCAGGGGUCAGUUUGGCCACUUGGCUUUUUGAUGAAAUACUGUACUAUGUUGCGCAAUCGAAUGCUGGCUGAUCCCUCUUUUCUUUUUAAAGUUGGAACUGAGAUAGUUAUUGAUUCUUGUUGUGCAACGUUUGCUGAAGUUCAUAAAAGGGGAAAGGAUUUUUGGUCUGAGUUUGAGUUGUAUGCUGCUGAUCUUUUAGUUGGUAUUGUUGUUGAUAUUGCUUUGGUUGCUAUGUUAGCACCUUAUGCUCGAAUUGGCUGGCCUUCUGUGAAAAGUGGCCUUCUUGGAAAUUUACAACAGGCUUGUGCUGCUCUUCCUAGCAGUGUUUUUGAAGCUGAAAGGCCAGGAUGUAAAUUUUCUGUGAAGCAGCGUAUUGCUACAUACUUUUAUAAGGGUGUCUUGUAUGGUUCAGUUGGGUUCGGUUGUGGACUCAUCGGCCAGGGCAUUGCUAAUCUGAUCAUGACUGCCAAGCGGAGCAUUAAGAAAUCAGAAGAGGAUAUUCCUGUUCCACCUCUUGUGCAAAGUGCUGCUCUAUGGGGUGUUUUUCUUGCUGUAUCUUCUAACACUCGAUAUCAAAUCAUCAACGGACUGGAACGCGUGGUUGAAGGAUCGCCUUGGGCAAAACAGGUCCCUCCUGUUGCAAUGGCUUUCACAAUCGGUGUGCGAUUUGCCAACAAUGUCUAUGGUGGCAUGCAGUUUGUAGACUGGGCAAAGUGGAGUGGGGUACAGUAAUGGGUCGUCACUUAUACAAGUCAUGCCUUCAUUUCCACUCUGAAAACGACAACCAUCAGAAAUUGAAUUAGAGAAGGAGGGAUUUUACAUGUAGUUAAAGUUUUAGCAUUAGUUUUCUGUCAAGAAGCCUUUCUGUUUUUGGUUGGCUUCGUCAUUGCCCAUUUCCAUCCAGUUGCUGGUCUACAGUCUACUUACAAACUUUGGGUUAGUUCUUUUAGUACUGGGGAGGUUGGUCUUUUGGUACCAUAAUCUUAGUUAAUAUGACAAUAGGCUUAAUUGCAAAAAGAAAUCUAAUAUUUUACAUAUACUAUUAUUUCACACUUAAA
Molecule: messenger RNA, 1849 nt
Organism: Ricinus communis (castor bean)
Lineage: Eukaryota; Viridiplantae; Streptophyta; Magnoliopsida; Malpighiales; Euphorbiaceae
Product: protein RETICULATA-RELATED 1, chloroplastic
Exons: 7
Coding region: 354-1523 (389 amino acids)
Biological process (GO): plant organ development
Cellular component (GO): chloroplast inner membrane
Source: RefSeq, a predicted model, not a curated record